GGUGGGUAAGGUGGUAACAUUCCCUAGGUUCAUUUUCUUCUUCCCCUUCCAGCUGGCUGGUAGGGAAAUGCCAAAUGCCAAGCUUAAACCCAGCCAAGCUUGUAGCUGUGAUCACUGGUGAAUACAUCUCCAUUAAAUCUGAGGCAUCAAUAACCUUCCUUAGGUAACUCUCUCUAAUUUCUAAUAGGCAUAUCUUGAAGCAUAGUCAAGUGAAGAAAAACUAGAAGAAGCUCACAGCCUCUCACUGUAGCACUGCGCUUAAGAGAUCCUGUUCCAUCAGGAUAAUUAUUGGCCAGUUAGUCAUCUGCCAAACACUAAAACAUCAACCAGCCCUUGGCCAACUCAUCUUCAGUCAACCAGGCAACAAUCAACUGUGCAUGAAUCAAUCAGGUAUGAAACAAUCAAGCUUAUCAAACAUGAACCAAACAGGAAUAAGCCAGCUAGGCACAAGCUUACUUAACAUGAACCAACUAGUUGGGAACCAACCCAAAAUAAGCCUACAUGAUGUGAACCAACCAGGUGGGAAAAAAUCAGGUUUCAGCCAACCAGGUGUGAAGUUAUCACACAUGAAUUUACUAAACACAAACCAACCAGACAUGUGGCAACCAAGCAUGAGCCCAACAUGUAUGAGGCAACCAGGCCCAAGACAACUAGGAAUGAAUCUACUGGAUAUAAACCAACCAAGCAUGAAACAACCAGGAAUGUGGCAACCAAACACAUGCCAACCAUGUAUGAGAGAACCAGGCCCAAGCCAACCAGGCAUGAAUCUAUUUGACACAAACCAACCAGGCAUGAUGCAACGAAGCAUGAGUCAACCAGGUAUGAGAGAAUCAGGUCUAAGCCAACCAGGCAUAAAUCUACUGGACAAAAACCAACCAGGCAUGAUGCAACGAAGCAUGAGUCAACCAGGUAUGAGAGAACCAGGCCCAAGCCAACCAGGUGUGAAUCUACUGGACACAAACCAACCAGGCAUGAUACAACCAGCCAUGUUACAAUCAAGCAUGAGACAACCAGGUAUGAGAGAACCAGUUCCAAGACAACUAGGCAUGUUGCAAAGAAGCAUAAGCCAACCAGGUGUGAGAGAACCAGGCCCAAGUCAACCAGGCAUGAAUCUACUGGACACGAACCAACCAGGCAUGUUGCAAUCAAGCAUGAACCAACAAGGUAUGAGAGACCCAGCCCUAAGACCACUAAGCCUGUUGCAACAAAGCAUAAGCCAACCAGGUGUGAGAGAACCAGACCCAAGCCAACCUGGCAUGAAUCUAUUGGACAUAAACCAAUCAGGCAUGAAACAAUCAGCCAUCUUUCAUCCAAGCUUGAGCCAACCAGGUAGGAGGCAAACAGGCCCAAAUCAACCAGGAAUGAAUCUACUGGACACAGUCCAAUCAGGCAUCUUUCAACCAAGCAUGAGCCAACUAGAUAGGAGGCAAACAGGCACAAAUCAACCAGGAAUUAACCUACUGGAUACAGUCCAACCAGGCAUCUUUCAACCAAGCAUGAGCCAACCAGAUAGGAGGCAAACAGGCCCAAAUCAACCAGGAAUGAAUUUACUGGACACAAUCCAACCAGGCAUCUUUCAACCAAGCAUGAGCCAACCAGGUAGGAGGCACACAGGCCCAAAUCAACCAGGAAUGAAUCUACUGGACACAAUCCAACCAAGCCUGAAACAAGCAGGCAUGUGGCAACCAGGCAUGAACCAACCAGGUAUGAAUCUACUGGACACAAGUCAAUCAGGCAUGUGGCAACCAGGCAUGAAGCAAGCAGACACCAGGCAACUAUUCCAGGACCAACGAAGCACGUGGCAACCAGAUAUAAGCCAACAAUUCCCAAGCCAACCAGUCAUGAACCAAAUAGGCACAUGGCAACCAUACAAAAGCCAACCAGGCACCAGCCAAUCAGGAAUAAGCCAACCAGAUAUGAGCCAACCAGGCAUGAGCUUUUCAGGCAUAAGCCAACUAGGCAGGAGCCAACAAAUUUCCGGUCAACCAGGGCCAGUCCAAUUAGUCAGGAAUCAAUCAGGCAGGAUCCAGUCAGGUAUGAGCAAAUUCGAAAAGGCUAAAUCACCCACAAGGAAAUCAAGCAUGAAUUCUUUCCGAAUAAGACCUGCAGAGGCUCGAGACUGCCCAGAAAUUCUGCGGCUGAUUAAAGAGCUGGCUGCCUGUGAAAAUAUGUUAGAUGCAGUGAAGUUAACAGCAAUGGAUUUACUGAGAGAUGGCUUUGGGGAGAAUCCCCUUUUCUACUGUCUGAUUGCUGAAGUAAAAAACCAUCAAAAACCAUCAGGUAAAAUGGCCGUUGGAUUUGCCAUGUACUACUUCACGUACGACCCCUGGAUUGGCAAGUUACUUUACCUAGAGGAUUUUUAUGUCAUCCAAGAAUACCGAGGCCUAGGUAUUGGAGCUCAAAUGCUGAAGAGGUUAAGUCAGAUAGCCAUCAUGAGUCAAUGUAACUGCAUGCACUUUCUUGUUGUCAUUUGGAACCAGGCUUCUAUUGAGUACUACACAAGUCGAGGGGCUUUAGACCUUUCCUCUGAGGAGGGGUGGCAUUUGUUCAGGUUUAACAGAGAAGAACUCAUGGACAUGGCGGAGGAAGAAUGAAAGAGGCCUCAUAACAACUCAUUCCAACAUAGGCUCCAACAUCUGAAUGUCACCUGAGUCGAACAGCAGUUUGACACUGAAUGUUGUAAAAUACAACAAAUGAUAAUAUU
Molecule: messenger RNA, 2704 nt
Organism: Ictidomys tridecemlineatus (thirteen-lined ground squirrel)
Lineage: Eukaryota; Metazoa; Chordata; Mammalia; Rodentia; Sciuridae
Source: RefSeq, a predicted model, not a curated record